AUGCAGCCUACAGGGACAGUUAGGUCCUCGGUGAUCAAUCUGGUCAAGACCAUCGUUGGUGCAGGUUUACUGGCUAUUCCAUAUGCUUUUAAAAGUGAUGGUGUACUUGUAGGUGUACUGUUGAUUUUACUCGCUGCAAUUACAUCUGGAUUUGGACUUUUCGUUUUAGGUAAAUGUUCCAAGACAUUGAUAGACCCUAGGGAUUCCUCAUUCUUUUCAUUAUGUAUGCUGACCUAUCCAUCAUUGUCUCCUCUUUUCGAUUUAGCUAUGAUAACCCAAUGCUUUGGUGUCGGUUUGAGUUAUCUUGUUCUCAUUGGUGAUGUGUUCCCUGGUUUAUUUGGUGGUCAAAGGGAUUGGUGGAUUGUUGGUUCAUCUUUAGUGGUAGUACCACUUUGUCUGCUUAAAAAAUUGGAUAGUUUGAAAUAUUCCAGUAUAAUUGGUCUCUUCGCACUUGCUUAUUUAUCCCUGCUCAUCCUUUCAACUUUUGUGUAUGAGUAUUCAAGUGGACGUUAUGAGGAGGUAAGAGGUGAUAUCUCUUGGUGGUCAGUAUAUGAUUAUAAGGGGCUUAUGUCAACUUUUAGUAUCAUUAUUUUCGCCUAUACCGGUUCUAUGAAUUUGUUCAGUAUUGUCAAUGAACUUAGAAAUAAUACUAUGACAAAUAUUACAGCCGUAGUUAAUCGAUCAAUUGCCAUCGCAACAGUUUUCUUUAUAGCUGUGGCGCUUGCAGGUUACCUAACAUUUGGUAGUAACACUUUGGGCAAUAUUAUGUUGAACUACGAUGACACAUCUAUCUAUGUGCAUAUUGGUAAGUUUUGCCUUGGAUCCAUGGUAGUGCUGACUUUUCCCCUGCUGUUCCAUCCAUGUCGUAUAGCGGUUAACAACUUAUGCGUGUGGGCUCAGCUGCAACGUGAAAAGAGAGCUGAAUCACACCAAGAGUGUGAGCCUUUAAACCCAAAUACACCAUCUAGCGUUAGACCCAUUAGUUUGUCAGUGCAGGAUAGUGAUAGUAGAUCAUUGGUCAAUUCCUAUGGUGCUACGCAAGGUAAUGAAGAAAUUGAAGAUUUAGAAGUAGCAGGCAAUGGUAGCCCUCAUGUGAAUAUACCCGAUGGUAGAUUUUAUAUUAUUACGGCGCUACUUCUAAUUGCGAUGUAUGCUCUUGCUCUAAAUGUCAAUUCGUUCGCUACUGUCCUGGCAUUUGUGGGGGCAACCGGAUCAACAUCCAUUUCAUUCACGCUACCGGGGUUAUUUGGUUACAAGUUGAUUGGUACAGAUUAUUUGGCUGCAGGACAAGUAAUUCCAUCUUUGGAAGUUUUUUAUAAAAGAUGCAGUUUCCUAUUAACCUGGUUUGGGCUCGGUGUGAUGUUCUUGUCCCUCUACGUGAUCUACACGAAUGGUGCUGGUUAA
Zygosaccharomyces rouxii is the source of this 1404-nucleotide messenger RNA. It is a transcript of the gene AVT7, whose product is annotated as Avt7p. The transcript has a single exon. The record is from RefSeq and is a predicted model, not a curated record. Gene Ontology annotation, molecular function: L-tyrosine transmembrane transporter activity; L-lysine transmembrane transporter activity; L-glutamate transmembrane transporter activity. Gene Ontology annotation, biological process: amino acid transmembrane transport. Gene Ontology annotation, cellular component: fungal-type vacuole membrane. The coding region runs from base 1 to 1404 and encodes 467 amino acids. NCBI's taxonomy places the organism in Eukaryota, Fungi, Ascomycota, Saccharomycetes, Saccharomycetales, Saccharomycetaceae.